Amphimedon queenslandica is the source of this 489-nucleotide messenger RNA. Its product is annotated as espin-like. Lineage: Eukaryota; Metazoa; Porifera; Demospongiae; Haplosclerida; Niphatidae. The record is from RefSeq and is a predicted model, not a curated record. Bases 1 to 489 code for a protein of 162 amino acids. Gene Ontology annotation, molecular function: RNA binding; protein binding. The transcript has 2 exons.
AUGGCUACUGAUAUGUAUGGGGACACUGUUCUUUACAAAGUAGUUACUUAUGGAUCACUUGAUGCCAUGAAGUAUUUAAUCAAAGAUCAUCACUGCGAUCUAAUGGCUACUAACUAUAAGGGUGAAACUGUUCUUCAUUACACAGCUAAAACCAACUCACCGCCACCUCAUUCACCUGAUGUAAUAAAAUAUCUAAUUAAUGAGUGUAACUAUGAUCCAAUGACUGCUAACAGCUGGGGGUCAACACCACUUCACUAUGCUGCUCAUUGGGGUCAUUCUGCAAUUGUUGAAUGUUUACUAUCAACUGGUAAAUGUGAUCCAUUGGCUAAAAACAAUGAGGGGAAAACACCAUUACAAGUAGCUAAAGAGGCAAAGCAGAGAGGCUGGGGUAAUACUCUUCCUAUCUUUAAGAAAUACGUGUACAUGUCCAGUACAUUCCCUGUGCUGUUCACUGGUGGUAGAGUGGUCACUGGUGGAUGGUACAAAUGA